Messenger RNA from Rhineura floridana, 2177 nucleotides. RefSeq names its product mediator complex subunit 21 (gene MED21). The coding region runs from base 121 to 552 and encodes 143 amino acids. Gene Ontology annotation, cellular component: mediator complex. Gene Ontology annotation, biological process: regulation of transcription by RNA polymerase II. The record is from RefSeq and is a predicted model, not a curated record. The transcript is spliced from 4 exons. Gene Ontology annotation, molecular function: transcription coregulator activity. Lineage: Eukaryota; Metazoa; Chordata; Lepidosauria; Squamata; Rhineuridae.
UCUCAUCUUCCGCUUCUUUUCACAAUCAGGCUAUAACAACGGCUUCUAUUGGCUGCUCUUCCUGAGUAUAUCGUCCUAUGACCUGCUAGGAGGAAGUGCUCCCUUAGGAACUGGUGUGCCAUGGCGGACCGUCUAACACAGUUGCAAGAUGCGGUGAAUUCUCUUGCAGAUCAAUUUUGUAAUGCAAUUGGAGUAUUGCAGCAGUGUGCCACACCCGCGUCCUUCAGCAAUAUUCAAACUGCAAUAAACAAAGAUCAACCUGCUAAUCCUACAGAAGAAUAUGCCCAACUGUUUGCUGCAUUGAUUGCAAGAACUGCUAAGGAUAUUGAUGUUUUAAUAGAUUCCUUACCCAGUGAAGAAUCGACAGCCACAUUACAGGCUGCCAGUUUGCAUCGCUUGGAGGAAGAGAAUCAUGAGGCAGCUGCACGUCUUGAAGAGGUGGUUUAUCGUGGGGAUAUGCUCUUGGAAAAGAUACAGAGUGCUUUAGCUGACAUUGCUCAAUCCCAACUGAAGACAAGAAGUGGCAGUCAUAGUCAGCCUUCUCCAGAUUAACAGCAGCAGGUGUCUGGACUCAACCACAAAAUUUGAACUUCUGGAAAACAUGGGGUGGGGAAAAGGAAGGAGGUUGGUUUAUUAAAAAAAACCAAGUUGUACAUCACCGUUGAGCCUUAAUCCUUUGGAAACAUUUACAGUGUUGUGCUUCUGGGAAAAACAAACUUCAGUCUUUUUUGUAUGAUAUUGUUCUAGUGAGAAGCAAUCCAAAAUUGAGAGUUGUCAGAACUUAUUUUCAAUACGUUCUUUAUGCUCAAGCCCUGUGCUUCGAUUGUAAGUAGAUUCAGACUGUCUGAUUUCAUUCACUAAGCAACUUUGUGUAGUCACAGUUAAUAAGGUGUUCCAGGCAAGGCAUGCAUGUGUAAUUGACACAUGUGACAGUGUACAAAUGUGUUCCAUAGAAGUGCUGCUCUGUGUAUGUAAGGUCACAUGUAAAUGGUUGCUAAGUGGCCUUUAACCUGCUGCUUGUGUGGAUUCUUUCGGUAUUGACUAGGAAAAUAAGCUUGAUUAGGGUGGAAAGAACUUGGAUGUUUUGCGGGGGAGAUCCUAAGUACUAUCUGGAGGUGGAAGAGCAGAGCAAACAAAAAAAUGAUAGCUUGGUGGCAUCUGCCCUUGGGAAUGGAUACAUGCUCCCUUUUGAUCCUGUACAUCAGUUGGGAACUUGUGGCUUUCCAGAUGUUGAAAAGAUGUUGUUGGCCUCCCAGCUCUCAUCAGCCCUAGCUAGCCUGGCCAAUGGUCAGGGAUGACUGGAGUUGUAAUCCCACAACAUUUCAAGGGUCACAGGCUCCUCACUCCUGCGGUACACACAGUUGUGGGCAUGAUGGGAUUAUUUGCUUUGGGAUGGAGAGGAACGAGCAAAGAUAUGGAAGAAUCAGAACCUGUUCCAUUGAGAAACAGCUCUGGCUAAAUCAAUGGAUUCUAAUGAAGGUGAGCUGUCACCUUUAAAGAAGAAGCUCUGUUGGAAGCUUAGUCCCGGUAGUAUCUGAAGUUUGGGCUUAGACAAUUUGAGCAAAUGAUGCAUAGAUGAACUUGUAACUCGCCAACACUUUUUAGUACCAGUUUAAUAUAUUAAACAAGUGUGCGGACAAAUAAUCUUUCACUUAAAUUUGUGUUUGCUUAUAUAUACUCUUCCCGUUUCUUUUGCUUGUGGUGUAUGAAUAUUAGAAAUCAGCUGAAUCAACCCUGGUGAUUGCUGAUCACUGGUGGAUCGCAUCGCCCUGAUCUUUGUGAUUAGAAAUCACACCUACUUUUAAUUUACCUCAUCUCAAACAGUGCAGCAACUCAUCUCAAAUAGUCAAAUAAUGAGGGGGACCCUCAUUUGCUGAUAACAAAAAGCUUUGCCUAGGCUUUAUAUGCAUGCAACUAACAUUUUGUUGAGCCAUCAAAAUAUACUUUUUGUGCCUGAUUUAGUAGUACUGAUUUCCAGAGAAGAAAUGGUGAAGAUUCUUUAGCAUUUAAAAGGGCUGCUUGAAGAAAAUGUGGAUGUUCCUUCUCGACAAUUGGUUCCUGCCUCAUCCCAUUCAUGCUGGUAAUAGAAAAUGAAGAAUGAAAUCAAGGUUCAGUAUUUGUGCUAGAAUCUGCUACAUCUAUAACACCAUUUUACUAAAUGAUGUCUACAGAUUGUA